UUCCAUAUCAAAUAUUCCGCGAUGAAAGGGAAAAUUGAAAACACGUUCAAAGAUAAGAGAUCCUGUGUAAUCCAAAUUCCAUGAAAAUAAAAAUAAAAAUUCCAUGGGCAUCUGUUUGGAAAAACAGAAAACUGUAUGGUAAAAGAAAAGAAAAGAAAAGGAGAAAAAUCAACCAAACGUCUAUUUAAGAAGCCGCUGCAUCCAUUUUCAGAAUCAAUAGCUGUGCUAAUUUCGUGGGAAGAAAGCGCUGCGGUCACUAAUCAUUUGGUUGGUCUUCAAUUAAAGUGUUUCCACCCCUUGCCCCUUUGCUUCUCUUCUCACCAAUAUACGCAUCCCUUUUUGCGUAUUGGUGUGAAAAGCAAGUAGCUUGGGCUGGCUUUGGAAAUUGAAGAAGAGGAAGGAGUUCUGCUUCUUCAACAAGAUUUUAAAAUGGAAAAUGACCACAACGAUGUUUAUGGGGGUACUUCUGCCCAUUGUCGUAGGGAGAAAAAAGGCGAUCAGGCCUCUGUUAUCAUUCCUGAAACUGCCCAUGAAGUUAGCAACGAUUCAUGGUUUCAGGUGGGAAUUGUUCUGAGCAUGGGUGUCAACAGCGCGUAUGCACUAGGAUAUUCUGGCACAAUCAUGGUUCCUCUGGGUUGGAUUGGUGGAGUAGUUGGUUUGGUUUUGGCCACAAUUGUGUCUUUAUAUGCAAGUGCUCUUAUGGCUAAGCUCCAUGAAGUAGGGGGCAAGAGGCAUAUCAGAUAUAGAGACCUUGCUGGAUUUUUGUAUGGUCGAACAGCUUAUUUGCUUAUAUGGGCAUUACAGUAUGCGAAUCUCUUCUUGAUAAAUAUUGGAUAUGUUAUCAUGAGUGGUUCAGCCCUAAAGGCUUUCUAUAUUCUCUUUAGGAAUAACCAUGAGCUAAAGCUGCCACACUUUAUAGCAAUAGCUGGAUUUGCAUGCAUCCUCUUUGCCAUUGCAACACCUCAUUUAUCAGCACUGAGGGUUUGGCUCGGAUUUUCAUCACUAUUCACUCUACUCUAUCUCACCAUAGCAUUUGUGUUGUCCGUUGAAGAUGGUGUAAAGGCUCCUCCGAGGGACUAUAACAUUCCAGGAUCAAGAGACAACAAAAUUUGGGCAAUUAUUGGUGCGGUUGGAAACCUUUUCUUUGCAUUUAACACUGGAAUGAUUCCUGAGAUACAGGCUACAAUCAGACAACCUGUUGUUGGAAACAUGGUGAAAGCGCUCAACUUUCAGUUCACGGUGGGAGUUGUGCCCAUGCAUGCUGUUACUUACAUUGGGUAUUGGGCUUACGGAUCUGGUGUUUCGUCCUAUUUGCUCAACAAUGUUCAUGGUCCAGCUUGGCUGUUGGGGGUGGCUCACUUAUCUGCUUUUUUCCAAGCUAUCAUCACCUUGCACAUAUUCGCAAGUCCAACAUAUGAGUACCUAGAUACUAAAUAUGGAAUCCAAGGAAGUGCCUUGGCUCUGCGAAACAUUGUAUUCAGACUGAUUGUCAGAGGUAGUUACCUUAUCAUGACCACCUUCCUCUCGGCUUUGCUACCUUUCCUUGGAAACUUCAUGAGCCUUACUGGUGCUAUCAGCACGAUUCCGCUCACAUUCAUACUCCCAAACCACAUGUACAUUGUCGCGAAGAAAAACAAGUUAUCUAGUUUACAGAAGAGUUGGCAUUGGCUAAAUAUUGUCAUCUUUGGUUGCCUGUCAGUUGCUGCAUUCGUAGCUGCCUUGAAGCUUACCGUUGUACAGACUCAAACUUACCAUGUCUUUGCUGAUUUGUAAUUUAUUUUCCUGUUUUAGUAGUUGGAAGGUUUUCCAGGCUUAUACUCUUUGUUAGCAACUUUUAUUUUGUAUUUUUGGAACAAUGCAAUUUGGGUUGCAUUUGUUCAUCGAUAAUGAUCUGAUUAAGUUCAAACUUCAAAUAUAUUAGCGGUCAGGCUUUGUGAA
This is a messenger RNA of Capsicum annuum, 1938 nucleotides long. Its product is annotated as proline transporter 2. The transcript is spliced from 7 exons. NCBI's taxonomy places the organism in Eukaryota, Viridiplantae, Streptophyta, Magnoliopsida, Solanales, Solanaceae. Gene Ontology annotation, cellular component: plasma membrane. The record is from RefSeq and is a predicted model, not a curated record. The coding region runs from base 430 to 1773 and encodes 447 amino acids.